This is a messenger RNA of Theileria equi strain WA, 240 nucleotides long. RefSeq lists its product as hypothetical. The record is from RefSeq and is a predicted model, not a curated record. Lineage: Eukaryota; Apicomplexa; Aconoidasida; Piroplasmida; Theileriidae. Bases 1 to 240 code for a protein of 79 amino acids. The transcript has 2 exons.
AUGUCAGAAAAUCCUGCACAGGGUUAUGAAUAUAACAUUAACGCCCCUUUAUCAAGUACCUACUGUACUAUACUGCAAUAUAGGGAUUCCAUGGGCAAAGAAGAUUUGUCUCUGGAUACAAAUUUAAAGACCCAAAAGGACAAGUUCCAUCUUUACGUCUUACCCUUUGAAUCUGUAUGUUUGACAAGUCUAAAAAUUCGCAUAUCAAGAGUUAUGCAAAAUAGGGAAGAUGAGAACUAA